Anisakis simplex (herring worm) is the source of this 408-nucleotide messenger RNA. The record is from the annotation of a GenBank genome assembly. Lineage: Eukaryota; Metazoa; Nematoda; Chromadorea; Rhabditida; Anisakidae.
AUGAUAGCAUCAAUUUGCAGGGUGUUAUCAAAGGUGAGUUGUUGUUUGGUGGAGCCACGAUCGGCGUCUCGUGGCAAUAUGGGUACAGUCGAGGUUCACGUUGAUAUGUCACCAAUGGGAUCGCCAACCUUCGAAGAUGGUCGACUAGGAAUACGAGGCAUCGAACUGAAUCAUGUUCUCGAGUUGUUAUGUCGAGACUGUGGAAUGAUCGAUUUGGAAGCUCUCUGCCUGAUCGCUCAUAAAAAGGUUUGGCAGAUUCGUAUCGAUGUUCACGUUUUGCAAGCCGAUGGUGGUCUUAUGGAUUGCGCAUCAGUAUCUGUAAUCACGGCGUUGGCGCACUUUCGACGACCCGAUGUCUCUGUACUAGCUGAUGCGAUUGUUAUUGUGAGUCGGCUUGUUCAUUCGUAG